AUGGCUAAACAACUCUGCUUGCUUGCCGCACUAGUAUGUGCGCUAACUGCAACGCAGCUGGCCAUCGCUUCAGAUGUACCACCGACCGAUGCAACACCAACCGCCUUGCGGCAGGAUAAUUUCAUCGAAUGGAUCACUUCAAUACUGCGUCCGACCACCACAACAUCCAAACCCAACGUACUGGCAACAACUACACCCACCACACCAAACCGCAACUGCGCAUCCUGCAGCUGCGGCACCAUCAACAAGUUCCACCGCAUUGUAGGCGGCAUGGAAACCGAGGUAAAUGAAUAUCCUUGGAUGGCAAUGUUGAUGCGGCGCGGUGACUUCUACUGUGGUGGUACGCUGAUCAACGAUCAAUAUGUGCUGACCGCAGCGCAUUGUGUGCGGGGCUUUAAUAGGCGCAUCGUCUCCGUGCGUCUACUCUCACACAACCGCACCGAUGGGCGUGUGAACACAAUUGAUCGCCAGCUGGAUUCGAUUAUAGUACACAAUGGUUAUAGUGGCAGGAAUUUGGACAAUGACAUCGCACUAUUGCGUUUCACCGAACCACUUAAGUUGCGCGAGCCGUUGCGGCCGGUUUGUCUCGCUGAGGCUGGCAAGACAUACGAGGGCGAAAUGGCUGUAGUCACUGGCUGGGGUGCGGUGAAGGAGGGCGGCUUCAUCGCGGAUCGCUUGCAGGAAGUGCAAGUGCCCGUCAUGUCGCAGGAGACCUGCCGCAAGAGCAAAUAUGGCGCCGAUCGUAUUACGGAUAACAUGCUUUGCGCUGGCUACACUGAGGGCGGCAAAGACUCUUGCCAGGGUGAUAGCGGUGGGCCGCUACAUGUAAGCCAUAAUGGAACGAAGACUUAUCAGCUGGCUGGCAUUGUAUCAUGGGGUGAGGGUUGUGCACGUCCGAAUGCACCCGGCGUUUAUACGCGCGUCACGCAGUACUUGGAUUGGAUUGAGCAGCGCACACGUGAUGCUUGUAAAUGUCAGGCAACAGCGGGAGGUGGGGGUGCUGGCGCGGGCGCGGGUGAAGGCAGUAGUAGUACUGAAAGUGUAGGAGCACAGACUAGUAGCACGAAGCAGCGGCAGAGCCUCUCGAAAUGCGCGGAUCAGAGUUCUGUGUGGCAGCCGUGA
This is a messenger RNA of Rhagoletis pomonella (apple maggot), 1122 nucleotides long. RefSeq names its product trypsin-1-like. Bases 1 to 1122 code for a protein of 373 amino acids. Lineage: Eukaryota; Metazoa; Arthropoda; Insecta; Diptera; Tephritidae. Gene Ontology annotation, molecular function: serine-type endopeptidase activity. The transcript has 3 exons. The record is from RefSeq and is a predicted model, not a curated record. Gene Ontology annotation, biological process: proteolysis.